Messenger RNA from Nylanderia fulva, 1187 nucleotides. Its product is annotated as rab-like protein 3. Lineage: Eukaryota; Metazoa; Arthropoda; Insecta; Hymenoptera; Formicidae. Gene Ontology annotation, molecular function: GTPase activity; GTP binding. The record is from RefSeq and is a predicted model, not a curated record.
GCAAAAAUCCUACUCGUAGCAUUCAAAUGACCAAUCAAGACAAUUAUUUGAUCAAUAAAUGUCACUUCAUGAGUGAAGAAUUUCCGAACUUAUUCUAGAAUAUUACAUUUGACGUAUACAGUUUGUAACAUGGUAGAAGUAUAUUUCCACACUUCCACCAUGAUUUGUUAGAUUCCAAUAUGAUACUUUGUAAAUGAUCAUCUGUCAAAUGUCAAACUUAUACAAAGUGUAAUUCGUGAAAUACAUAAUACGAUUUAUUAUAAUGGCAGCGAUUGAUAAAGUUAAAAUUAUCGUAGUAGGCGAUUCAGGUGUUGGUAAAACAUCAUUGACACAUUUAAUAUGCCAACAGCAACCUAUUAGCAAUCCUUCCUGGACCGUAGGUUGUUCAGUGGAAGUAAAGCUGCACGAAUACAAAGAAGGGACACCUAAUCAGAGAAGAUACUUUAUCGAGCUAUGGGACAUUGGUGGUAGUCAAAAUCAUACAAAUACAAGAUCUGUAUUUUAUAAUUCCACAAAUGGCAUAAUAUUAGUCCACGAUUUAACAAAUCGUAAAUCACAGCAGAAUCUUCAGAAAUGGCUGGAGGAAGUUUUAAGUAAAGAUGGAACUUCGUCAAGGUCCAAGUUAUUUGAGGACUUUGAUCCAGAGAAAUUCGUAGGCUCGACACAGAUUCCAAUCCUAGUUAUUGGUACAAAGUUUGACCUAAUCUCAGAAUCCAAUUUUAUAAAAUCCAAUGUACACAGGCGUUCUGCAACGAUUGCAGAAGAAUGUGGUGCCGAUGAAAUAUUUUUGGAUUGUCGCCAGAUAAGAGCUUUAGCAGCAGGGUCCAGUUCAUCUGUGAAGCUCAGCAGAUUUUUUGAUAAAGUUAUUGAAAGACGUUACUAUUCCUCCAGAGAAGCCACCAAUCUUGACAAACGAAGACCACCACUCUACACUUCCUCGUAUCCAAAGUUUCAUCAUAAUGAUUAAAUAUGCAAAGAAUAAUCUCUUAAGGGAAAUAUUUUCAUGUUACACAGAAUAAUUCUUGUAACAUGAAAGAUAUUUGUAGGAUUGACUGGAUUAAGUAUUGCAAGGCUGUUGAUGUCGCACUUCUUAUCCACAUUCCUAAUCUUCCUAUGGAAGUAUUUUACCAGAUGUGCUCAAAGAUGACUGUGAACAGCAUAUAUAAAAAUAUAUUAAGUUCAUAAUA